AUGUCGUCGGCUCUGCUUCGCGCACCACCCUUUUUCCGGGCCGGCCUCCGGGCUGCCAAGCCGAUAGCCUCCGUGGCAAGCACCGGCUUUGUCCGGAACAAGGCUACACUGCCAGAUCUUCCUUACGACUACGCCGCGCUCGAGCCUUACAUAUCCGGGCAAAUCAUGGAGCUCCAUCAUGCCAAGCAUCACCAGACCUAUGUGAACAGCUACAAUGCCGCCAUUGAAGCUUUGGACAAAGCCCAGGAGAAGAAUGACGUCACGGCUGCCGCUGCGCAGGCCCCCCUGAUAAAUUUCCAUGGUGGUGGUCACGUAAAUCACUCUCUGUUCUGGGAGAACCUCGCCCCCAACGGCAAGGGGGGCGGUGGUGAGCCUGAAGGCAAGCUCUUGGCCGCUAUAAACGAGGACUUUGGGUCCUUCGAAGACCUCAAGAAGCAAACCAACGCUGCGCUCGCCGGCAUCCAGGGCUCUGGCUGGGCUUGGCUCGUUAAAGACAAGAUGUCGGGCACUCUCAGUCUCGUUACUCGCGCUAACCAGGAUCCCGUCAUUGGGAAUCUUCAGCCUCUUCUCGGAAUCGACGCUUGGGAGCAUGCCUACUACCUGCAGUACCAGAACCGCAAGGCCGAAUACUUUGGCGCAAUUUGGGAGGUUAUCAACUGGGCUACUGUCACCAAGCGAUUUGAAAAAUGA
Molecule: messenger RNA, 690 nt
Organism: Ustilaginoidea virens
Lineage: Eukaryota; Fungi; Ascomycota; Sordariomycetes; Hypocreales; Clavicipitaceae
Exons: 3
Coding region: 1-690 (229 amino acids)
Biological process (GO): superoxide metabolic process
Cellular component (GO): mitochondrion
Molecular function (GO): superoxide dismutase activity; metal ion binding
Source: RefSeq, a predicted model, not a curated record